AUGGCUACGCCUUCAUCCUCAAGCCGCGCCGACGAAGUGCACAAUCUUCUCAACGCAGUCGAAGAUCUCCUGAUUCCGUUCAUCCGAUCCGCAGACGAAGACACCCUUGGCCCCAAGACGCGGGAGAAUGGAGUCAACAAGAGCAACCGAGCCAACGGAGACCACGCAAUAGUCGGCACGUCGCUGGUGGACUACAAGAAGCCAGAGGAACUGCAGGAAAUUCUACAAUUGAGUCUCCCUCAACAAGGCACCGGGCAAGACGGUCUGAUCGAUGUUCUCCGAAAUGUCCUGCGCUACUCGGUCAAUACCUGGCACCAAGGCUUCCUAGACAAGCUGUAUGCGUCCACCAAUGCGCCUGGAGUUGCGUCGGAACUCAUACUCGCGGCUCUGAACACGAACGUACAUGUCUACCAAGUCUCCCCUGCGCUAUCUAUCAUCGAGAAGCAUACUGGAAAGCAGUUGGCUGCGCUGUUUGGCCUUAACGGGCCGAGGGCCGGCGGGAUCUCGGUACAGGGCGGUUCUGCGUCGAAUACGACGUCCAUUGUCAUUGCGCGCAAUAAUCUAUACCCUAGUACGAAGACAGACGGCAAUGGCGACUACAGGUUUGUCCUAUUCACCAGUGCGCACGGGCACUACAGUAUUGAGAAGGCGGCUCAGAUGCUAGGACUGGGCAGCAGCGCGGUCUGGUCAGUUCCGAUCGACAAGGAGGGACGUAUGAUCCCUGCUGAGUUGGAGAAGCUGGUUGAGAAGGCAUUGAGCGAGAAGCGCACACCUUUCUACGUCAACGCGACAGCCGGAACAACGGUCAUGGGAUCAUUCGAUCCCUUCGAGGAUAUCGCAGCCAUUUGCAAAAAACACAACCUGUGGUUGCACAUUGACGGGUCCUGGGGCGGCUCGUUCGCUUUCUCUAAGCGCCAGCGACACAAGCUCGCCGGCGCAGAAAAGGCAAACAGUAUUGCCAUCAACCCGCACAAGAUGCUUGGUGUCCCCGUAACCUGCUCCUUCCUCCUAGCCUCCGACCUGCGCCAAUUCCACCGCGCCAAUACCCUUCCCGCCGGGUAUCUCUUCCACAACAGCGACGACGAAUGCGCAGCUCCGGCUCAGAACGGAAUCGAAGGAGCCCCCGAACUAGAGUCCGACUCCCCAGAGGUCUGGGACCUCGCAGACCUAACCCUCCAGUGCGGCCGGCGCGCCGACUCUCUAAAGCUCUUCCUCGGCUGGACGUACUACGGUACAGCCGGCUACGAGCGCCAAAUCGAUACAGCCUGCGACACGGCCGCAUACCUCGCAACCCUGGUCCAGGACCACCCGGACUUCAUCCUCGUCAGUCAGAACCCGCCGCCUUGCUUACAAGUCUGCUUCUACUACGCCCCAAGCAAGAACCUCCUUCAUCCCCGCGGUGUCGUCUCAAACGAGACUCAGCGCGCAAAAGCCAAUAGCAAGGUCACUGAGCAGAUUACGCAUGCGAUUGUAGCACGCGGGUUUAUGGUUGAUUAUGCGCCGCCUAGUGGUGAUGAAAAUUCUGUUGGUGAUGGCAAGUUCUUCCGGUGUGUUGUUAAUGUUCAGACGACGCGGGAGACGGUUGAGGGGCUUGUGAAGGCCAUUGAGGAGGUUGGACCGGGAGUUGUGGAGAGACUUAGGGCGGAGGAGGCGUCGACGGCUAAGAGGAUACCUGGGGAGAGGGGGCAUGGGCCUGUUGUUCAUCAUGUAUGA
Messenger RNA from Aspergillus mulundensis, 1713 nucleotides. RefSeq names its product pyridoxal phosphate-dependent decarboxylase family protein. The coding region runs from base 1 to 1713 and encodes 570 amino acids. The transcript has 2 exons. Lineage: Eukaryota; Fungi; Ascomycota; Eurotiomycetes; Eurotiales; Aspergillaceae. The record is from RefSeq and is a predicted model, not a curated record. Gene Ontology annotation, cellular component: cytoplasm. Gene Ontology annotation, biological process: carboxylic acid metabolic process. Gene Ontology annotation, molecular function: carboxy-lyase activity; pyridoxal phosphate binding.